AUGAGAUCUAGAGAUCACUCUCGGAGGCUACUUGGUGUUGUCGGUGCCAUCAGUGCUGUCUGUGUGACAGGUGGUUUAAUUGCUUACUGGGCACUAUCCCCCAGCACCAGCGAUGGCUCGAAACAGGAGCGCAGGGGAUCAAGGUGCAUACUAGUCACAAAAACCAUUGCUGACUCCAACAAGAUCAACUGGGAGUCGCUGCUGAAGGAGGAUGUUGUUCUGGUGGUGGUUCCAGGGGUCAUGUUUUUGCACCAGAGCUACAAGGUGAUCCGUUGCAGCACAAUGAGCGGGCUCUGGUCGUGCGUAAGACAUUUGAAGAAAAAGCAGCUGUUGUUGAAGCCUGAUGACCUCGAAACAUCAAUGCCCGCAGAUGUCCCGCGGUACGUUGGUCAAGUUAUACACAUUGCGUCCGAGCUGGACCUAGCAGACUAA
Molecule: messenger RNA, 432 nt
Organism: Torulaspora globosa
Lineage: Eukaryota; Fungi; Ascomycota; Saccharomycetes; Saccharomycetales; Saccharomycetaceae
Gene: PEX22
Product: ubiquitin-protein transferase activating protein PEX22
Exons: 1
Coding region: 1-432 (143 amino acids)
Source: RefSeq, a predicted model, not a curated record